UGUUUUAUGAUGUAAAAAGUUUGCAUUGUAUAAUACAAAAAAUGUAAAAUAAAUGUGCCCAAUAUAACCUGAACCUUCACAAAUUAACAAAUUGUGAUGGUUCAACAAAUUAAUUCAUGUUGCUCUAUAAAAUCAAAAGGUCACCUUAAAAAAAUAACAAGUUUCACUUACAGAUUUGCGGCCGUCUUAAACACAUAGAACAACACAGCACUAUUCCUUUUUAACUGUGUUCUAGGUUUGUUUCCUGCUCUAAGCAGCCAUGCUGGCAGCCUUAACUUUGGCCUCCCUGAGCCUCUUGGCCUGGGCAUCAAACCUCUGCCCACCAAAAUGUCAUUGCCUGCACAACCUGACCUCCAUUGCAUGUCAGGAGAAAGGACUGUACCUGAUCCCAAAGCUGCCAGAGGGGACAGAGGUGCUGUACGUCUCAUACAACAAGAUACAGGAAAUACCCCAACAUGGACUGGAGAAGCUGCAGGUUUUGGACCUGACUAGAAAUCAGCUGAAUGUCUUCCUGUCCCUCAAUCCAGUCUGGCCCAACAUGACAAAGCUGUCUAAGCUUUUUCUACGUGACAAUGGCCUGAAGUCUCUACACUCUGGUCAGUUCCUAAUGUGCACUGCUCUCACCAUACUGGACCUGAGUGAGAACCUGCUCGAACAUCUACCAGUCGGAUUCCUCCAUGGAUUAACUAAUCUGAAGAAACUGAUUCUGAACUUUAAUCUCAUUCAAACGUUACAGGUUGGUGUGUUUGAUGGAGCCCUCACUCUUUCUGACCUUCACGUCAGCCAUAAUAAUAUAACACAGAUAGAGAGGGGGGUUUUUGAGAACGCCACUGCAUUAAAAAAACUUGUUCUGUCACGUAACAGAAUCAGAAGGUUGGAUGAGAACAGUUUCAGAGGAGCGACUGUUCUCCAACAGCUUGACCUGAGUGGUAACCUGCUGAUAACUAUUCCAGCUGAGGCACUGAGUGACCUAAAAAUGCUCAAAUCUCUGCAUCUAAAGGUAAAUAGCAUUACCAACCUUGCAGAGGACUGCUUCGGUUCUCUAAAACUGCUGGUUGAUCUGGACUUAAGAAACAACAAGCUGACCACAGUGUCUGAGGGGUCACUGAGAGGUCUGACUAUGCUGCAAGUGCUGGACCUCAGCGUUAACCUCAUAGACUCUCUUCCCUCAAAAUUCUUUAAUGACCUGAUCAACCUUGAAUCUCUUGAUUUAUACAUGAACAGACUGACAUCUCUUCCUCAGGAUAUAUUCAGUAACAUGUCCAACCUUCAGCAGCUGCAUCUAGACAGUAAUCAGAUCUCUGCCCUCCCAGAUGGUGUAUUUGAUUCACUCCCGAGACUCAAAGAGCUACAACUGUCGUACAACCGUAUCGCGGAGCUCCACCCUGAUCUGUUCACCAAGCUCAAGUCGCUACAGAACCUGUACUUGGAGUACAAUAUACUGACACACCUUCCCAAUGGACUUUUCCACAGGAUGAUGCAACUGGUAGAGAUAGACCUCAAUGACAACCACAUCAGUUCUCUACAUCCCUCAGUCUUCCAUGGUUUGGUGAAAGUUAAUUCACUGAGGCUCUCUCAUAACAAUCUCUCCUAUUUACACUCAGACCAGUUCAGAGACCUUACUAGUUUAAACGAGUUAAAACUAAAUGGAAACCACAUAAGUAAACUUCCUACAAGCCUGCUCAAAAAUUUAGCAAAUCUUACAACACUGGAUCUGACCAAAAACUGUCUCUCAGAGCUGUCUCCGGAUGACUUUGUAGGGUUAACCCGACUUAAAGAGCUCCGGUUGAACGUCAAUCAGCUGCAGGACAUUCCCUUCAAUACCUUCCAUCACCUCCGCAACCUCGGAAAGCUUCUACUAAAGAACAACAACCUGGCAACUUUACACUCUCAUCUGUUUGCUAGGCUUUCAAAACUAACAGAACUAAACUUGGAUGGAAACAAGCUGCAUCACCUACAGUCUGACGUCUUCCAAGGACUUAAAAACCUGCACAAGCUGAGUUUAAAGUCCAACCAGCUUAGAGCAGUGGAGAGCAGGGCUUUGGAGCCUCUGAGAAAGCUUAAUGUUGUCUGGCUGUCAGGUAAUUUGUGGGACUGCACUUGUGCUUGUAUUCUCUACAUCAGCUGCUGGGUCAACUUGCACAUAGACAAGCUAGGAGAUCAGCCUGUCUGCUACCUCUACUCGUCAUCGCCCCUUACUGAGGAUAAAAACUCUUCACAAGCAGCACAGCCUUCCUUAUUGCUACAAGAUUAUUGCACUGCAAAUGUUGCGAGCAGCUCAAAACCUUUGUUUCCUCUACAAAUGCUUAGUCUGCUUAUCAUGUUCCUUAUAGCCGUCAGAUAAUCAUAACAUCCUUUGAAGUGGUUCUACUCUCUGCAACCUAUAUUUCCUUUCUUUGCUCUGCUCUUGGUUUUUAAGUACAGUAUAUGCACCUAAAUCUCUGUACCUUGUGUUAGUGUCAAUAGAUGAUUUUCAAAGACUAUGAUAAUCAGAUUAGACUAUAUAGAUUAUUAAUCAAUGAAUUGAGUUAUGUUGAGUGUAUUAUGUUAAGACUGUGCAUGUGUUCACAUAUACUGUUAAAACUGGCUUAGUGAAUUUGUGGCCAGAUUUUGUAGAGGUGUAAAAUGAUUGAUAAUGUAAUGCAAUGCAAUGCCUUGCUCUCUUGCUGCCUCUCCUGGACAUACCUAAAAUAUUGUUUCUUGUUAUAAAUG
Messenger RNA from Solea solea (common sole), 2712 nucleotides. RefSeq names its product insulin-like growth factor-binding protein complex acid labile subunit. Lineage: Eukaryota; Metazoa; Chordata; Actinopteri; Pleuronectiformes; Soleidae. Bases 260 to 2344 code for a protein of 694 amino acids. The transcript is spliced from 2 exons. The record is from RefSeq and is a predicted model, not a curated record. Gene Ontology annotation, molecular function: protein binding.